This is a messenger RNA of Aspergillus ruber CBS 135680, 1262 nucleotides long. RefSeq names its product DUF453-domain-containing protein. The coding region runs from base 48 to 1262 and encodes 404 amino acids. The transcript is spliced from 3 exons. The record is from RefSeq and is a predicted model, not a curated record. NCBI's taxonomy places the organism in Eukaryota, Fungi, Ascomycota, Eurotiomycetes, Eurotiales, Aspergillaceae.
CAGUGUUUGAAUAUCCAUGCGAGACUCCUUAUCUCCUCCAGGCAAUCAUGACACAGACAUACUCCAUUUCCCGGGCUGAAUCUAUACCCAUCUUACAGAUACUCAAAUACACGCCCGAGGUACCAGUACGGAAAUCCCUCCCAGCAGUAUGGAUGCGCGCCGGAACAUCUAAAGGGCUCUUUUUCCAUCGUCACCAUCUCCCCGCAUCAGCGGCACACUGGGAACCAAUCCUGCUGUCCGCGAUGGGGUCCACUAAGGAAAGCUCUCGGCAGAUUGACGGAGUAGGCGGUGCGUCUUCGACAACGUCCAAGGUGGCCGUUGUGGAACGGUCGAGUCGUCCCGGCGUCGAUGUCGAGUAUACCUUUGUGCAGGUGGCGCCCGAUCAGCCACGGGUCGAUUUGACGGGGAAUUGUGGCAACAUUGCCUCGGGGGUUGGGCCAUUUGCGCUCGAUGAGGGUCUUGUCUGUGCCCCUGAUGGGAAGAAGGAGAUUGAUAUCAGGAUUUACAAUACCAACACCGGUCAAGCUCUUGUGGAAACGGUCCAGGUCGCGGCUGACGGCUCGUUCCAAGAGGGCGGCAAGUAUGCGAUUCCAGGGGUCGAGGGCACGGCUAGUCCUGUCAGAAUUGCGUUCCUCAACCCAGGCGGUAGUAUGACAGGACGCAUGUUUCCGAGCGGAUUGCGUCAGGAGACAUUGACGGUGCAAUCCCGGGGGUUUGGCCCAUUCGCCGUGCGAGUUAGUCUUGUCGAUGCUGCGAAUCCGUUUGUUUUAAUUGAUGUAGCGUCUUUGCCUGUAGACUCUAGACUGGCGGAUUCUGCAGAUCCGGAGCUUCUGGCACUGAUUGAGGAUAUUCGGAGGCAUGGGGCUGUGCGGUUUGGUCUUGCUGCAGAUGUGCAGGCUGCGGGCCUGGUGCGCAGUACCCCAAAAGUUGCCCUUUUGUCUCGGGCAAGGGGAGAUGCGGACGGUGUCGAUAUCGAGGUGAGGGCAUUUACUAUGGGCAAACCCCAUGCAAGUCUACAGUUGACGGGGGCAGUAUGUCUUGGUGCGGCAACGGUCAUUCAUGGCACCAUUGCGUGGGACUUGGCCCAUGCGAAGGAAGGUGGGGAUAACCUGUCAAAGCACGGAAUGUCGAUCGGAGGUUACCAGAUUGCUGGCGCUACAAUCCUGGGGAUGGACUGGAAGGGCGAUAUUGAUGUUGAUCGAGUGGCGGUGUUUCGGACGGCUCGGCGGCUGUUCGAGGGUAGUGUGUUUUAUAGAGCUUAG